Messenger RNA from Drosophila elegans, 2038 nucleotides. Its product is annotated as protein peste. Lineage: Eukaryota; Metazoa; Arthropoda; Insecta; Diptera; Drosophilidae. Bases 338 to 1894 code for a protein of 518 amino acids. The transcript has 5 exons. Gene Ontology annotation, cellular component: cytoplasm; membrane. The record is from RefSeq and is a predicted model, not a curated record. Gene Ontology annotation, molecular function: scavenger receptor activity.
CCAGUUCAGUCGUUAUCAAGUCGGCAUUCGAAGUGGUUCGAUCGGAACCCCAAGACUAAGAAUCACAGAUACUACUCGAACAUUCAAUCCAUUCAAUCCAAUCCACUGAACUAGUCUGGAAUAAAGUAAAAAUAGUUCCACAGAUUCUGUAAAGGCGAUGCCGAAGAGAACAUUUGCAAAUUGAGUUGCAUUAUCAGAAGGAACAGAUAACCUCCACCCUACUGCGUGGACUUGGACUCGAAUCAGAUCAGACCAGGCAUCAAAAGGAAGUGGGAGUCAAUUUCUAUAUAUUGCAGAACCAACGUCGAGCAAAGACCCCAAAUCAGUCCACGCUACCAUGAUCGGAAAAAAUCGCAUUUUGCGUACAAGUGCGUUGGGUUUGCUCUUGGCCACCUGCAGCCUGAUCUCGUUGGUCUAUAUGGAACAAAUCGAACGCUGGAUGAUCGAAUGGUUCAUAGUUCUCAGGCCGGGAACACUGAUUAGCAAUCUGUGGGAGUCGCCCUCGAUGGACAUAACCGUGGAUUUGUAUAUGUUCAAUUGGACCAAUUCGGAGAACUUCAACGAUCCCACGGUGAAGCCGAAAUUUACGGAACACGGACCCUAUCGCUUUACGGAGCGAAUGCAGAAGCUGAAUGUGGAGUGGCACGAUGCGAACUCAACGGUGUCCUAUAUGCGUCGCAGUCGUUUCGAAUUCGAUCCGAUACAUAGUGCCGGACAUCCCUCGGAUCCCAUUGUGGCGCCCAAUCUGCUCAUCGUCGGUUUGUACCAGAAGAUGCUCUCCUGGAGUCCCAUGCUGCGAUCCCUCAUGAUGAUGGCCCUCAGUAUUUACGGCAAGGAGCGCACGAUGGUGCGACCAGCUAGCGAUUGGAUGUUCGACGGAUUCGACACGCCACUCAUCAAAAUGAACAAACUUGUGCCGCCCAAUCUGGUGCCGGAGAUGAAUUUCCCCUACGAGAAGAUCGGUUAUGCUUAUCCACGCAAUGGCAGUAUGGAGAUCUAUGGCCACCACAAUGUCUACACGGGACGAGAUGAUUUUAAGAAGCUGGGUCAAAUCGCUCGGUGGCGGUACAACAAUGUCACAGAAGCCAGUCCCAGGUGCAAAUUGAAGGGCAGUACCGGAGAGUUCCAUCCAAUACCGCUGGUGAAGGGCAGACCCAUAUCCUUUUUUCUGCCAGAUCUGUGCCGUGAGCUGCAGAUUGAUUACUCCGGGACGACUGUCUUCGAGGGAGUUGAGGCAUACGUUUACAGGGGAAGUGAACGCAAUGUAGCUAAUGGUACUGACAACCCAGAUAAUAGUUGCUAUUGCCAAGAGAACUGCCAGGAGGUGAGAUCCGGUCUUCUGAACAUAUCCUCCUGUUGGUAUGGAACACCCGUCUUUGCUUCGUAUCCGCACUUUUAUAAGGCGGAUCCCUACUAUGCGGAGCAGGUGGAGGGCAUGAAGCCCGAGAAGGAUCGCCACGAGAUGGUCAUCAUGCUGGAGCCCAAAACCGGAAUGCUGUUGGAGAUCAAGGCUCGAAUUAUGGCCAAUUUAUUAGUCGAACCCAGAACUCAAUCAAUCUACCGCAAGGCACGAACGACGUUCUUCCCGCUAAUUUGGGCGGAUUAUAAUGUGCGGAUAACAGAUGAUCUUCUGGGCUACGUGAAGCUAAUACCGAUCAUGGAAUUACUGGGCAAGAUCGGUGGAAUCCUGGGCGUGGCUGUGGGCGUGGUGAUGAUCUUCUGGUAUCCACACCAGAUGAUAUGGCAGAAGCGCUUUAUGCAGAAGAUCGAGAUCAGUAGCCUGGAGGCCAACAAGAUGACAGAUUCGAUGAAAAACAAUGGUGUGGAGGAGUCGCCACUGCUAAUAGGAUUGCAAUAUACGGGGGCCAAAGGGGCGUCAGGAAAUCCCCACUGAAGGUGGUAAAUUGAAUAAGUUUGUAGGAUUAAGUUUGCAGGGUUUUUUCCUGCCUAGUCUACAGUUUAGGCCAAUAAAUGGUAAAUGGUGUUCAUACAUACAUACAUAUAUUCGGUGCCUGAAAAUUAUCGAAUUUAUAGAUUA